CUCACAUUCAUCCAAAUCAAUCUCAUAACUAUAUAUAUAUCCCCACCCAAUGUUCACAUACACAUAUUCACGCACGCAAAUACAGCUAGCUUAUGAGAAUAAGGCAACAAUUUUCACUGCUUAUUACUAAUAUCAGAAGAUCUCUUCCACCUGUUAGAAAUAUCAUCAUGUCAUCAGAAUCUGAUCAUUCCCCUGCUUUCAAUACCCCCAGAUUGGUUCUCAAGAAGGUUUUGGCCAAAUCUCAAAGAGAAGGAGAUGGGGCUGUUGUUAGAAGAGGCAUUGGAAGGAGCGAGUUGAAGAACUUGGACCCCUUUUUAAUGUUGGAUCACUUCUCAGUGUCUCCACCUGGAGGCUUCCCUGAUCAUCCACACAGAGGUUUUGAGACCGUCACCUACAUGCUAGAGGGAGCCAUAACUCACCAAGAUUUUGCUGGACACAAGGGUACAAUAGGGCCUGGUGAUGUUCAGUGGAUGACCGCGGGCAGGGGAAUUGUUCACUCAGAAAUGCCUGGAGAAGCAACCAACAAGGGAUUGCAGCUAUGGAUCAAUUUAUCAGCUAAGGACAAAAUGAUUGAACCAAAUUAUCAAGAACUUCUAAGUGAUAACAUACCAACUGCAGAGAAAGAUGGGGUAGAAGUGAGGGUUAUAGCAGGAGAAGCAAUGGGAGUCCAUUCACCUGUCUACACCAGAACUCCAACCAUGUACCUUGUUUUCACCAUGAUGCCAGGAUCUGAGUGGCAUCAGAGUAUUCCAGAGUCAUGGAAUUCAUUUGUCUAUGUGUUUGAAGGGGAAGGAGUUUUUGGGUCUCCAAGUUCAUCACCAACUAUGCCAUACCAUGUCCUUGUUUUGAGCCUAGGUGAUGGCCUUAGUGUGUGGAAUAACUCAUCAAAGCCUUUGAAAUUUGUGCUGAUUGGAGGACAACCAAUUAAUGAGCCAGUUGUUCAGUAUGGGCCUUUUGUGAUGAAUACACAGUCUGAAAUUGAGAAAACCAUUGAAGACUAUCAAUAUGGGAAGAAUGGGUUUGAGAUGAGGAAUAAUUGGAGAUCUCAAUAGUUGGUCAGAGUUAAGUGUAUGAUAUCUGAUAGUGAUGUGUAUGUGAAAAAUAAGAAGGUUGCUUUCAUUGUCAUAAUAAGCAGAUAUAAGCUUAGCUAUCAAAGUAGUAGGAGCUGAAAAGAAAUCUUGCUUUUUCUAUCAUUUCAUUUCUUCCAUGUAUCAAAAACUUCUAGAAGAUCCAAAUUGCUGCUGGGGCAACUACUUUAGGUUGUCUUGAAGUCAUCAUGGGUCAGCUUAUCUUAAACCUUUCUUUCUUUCUCUGAUUCA
Molecule: messenger RNA, 1319 nt
Organism: Lotus japonicus
Lineage: Eukaryota; Viridiplantae; Streptophyta; Magnoliopsida; Fabales; Fabaceae
Product: pirin-like protein
Exons: 7
Coding region: 93-1052 (319 amino acids)
Source: RefSeq, a predicted model, not a curated record